AUGAAAUCUUCUAAAUCAAACGUGGAUUCUGGUUUAGAGUCAGAUACCCAGUGCAAAAGUGGAACAGGCUGCGUAGUGAAAUGUGGCUCAGAAAGAAUGGAGAGUGCUGCCAAAAGGAGACUGGCUGCUAAUGCCAGGGAAAGGAGAAGAAUGCAAGGACUGAACACAGCCUUCGAUCGACUAAGAAAGGUGGUUCCACAGUGGGGUCAAGAUAAAAAACUCUCCAAAUAUGAGACCCUUCAGAUGGCAUUAAGUUACAUUAUGGCUCUAACUAGGAUCCUUGCUGAAGCAGAGAGAUACAGCACUGAAAGAGACUGGAUUAACUUUCACUGUGAACACUUCCAUCAGGAGAGCUAUCACACUUAUAUGGGACAGAAAAUGGAAACAGACAAUGACCCAUACACACAAAGAAUCUUCAGUUAUCCACCUGACCAUUUUCAAAUAGCUAAUUAG
This is a messenger RNA of Chrysemys picta bellii (western painted turtle), 453 nucleotides long. RefSeq names its product atonal bHLH transcription factor 7 (gene ATOH7). The record is from RefSeq and is a predicted model, not a curated record. Gene Ontology annotation, cellular component: nucleus. NCBI's taxonomy places the organism in Eukaryota, Metazoa, Chordata, Testudines, Emydidae. Gene Ontology annotation, molecular function: protein dimerization activity; E-box binding; DNA-binding transcription factor activity, RNA polymerase II-specific. Gene Ontology annotation, biological process: neural retina development; axon development; sensory organ development.